ACGGUGCCGAACUUGAGGAGCAGCCAUCUUACUUCUGUCAGCUACACAACUCGCGUCAGAUAUUGAGAAUACAAAAUGGGAAGAUUGGAAGGCAAGAAUGUUUUUAUUACCGGAGCUUCUGCUGGUAUUGGCGAAGCGACUGCUCGUGAGUUUGCGAAAGAAGGCUCCAAUCUCGUUUUGGCAGCCCGACGAGCGGAACGCUUGGAGGAAUUGAAAAAAGACUUGCUUGAAAAGUAUCCUUCUAUCAAGAUUCAUGUUGCCGCUCUGGAUAUUUCCAAGAAAGCAGAAAUCGACAGGAUGAUGGCAGCUUUGCCCGAGGAAUUCAAGGAAAUUGAUGUGUUGGUGAACAAUGCUGGCAUGGUUAUUGGUGUGGACCAUUUAGUGGAUGUGGAAGAAGAGGUGUUCGAUAUCAUGAUUGCCACCAACAUCAAGGGACUGGUUUUUCUGACACAGGCUAUUUUACGAGGAAUGAAAGCUCGCCAAAGCGGUCAUAUUAUCAACCUUGGAUCCGUCGCUGGAAAGCAAGGCUAUGCUGGAGGCAGCAUCUAUUGUGCUACAAAGCAUGCUGUCGAUGCGAUUACAAAGGCGCUUUUGUUUGAGUUGGUCGAUACUCCUAUUCGCGUCAGUCAGAUUUGUCCCGGUUUGGUCAACACUGAGUUUUCAACCGUCCGCUUCAGAGGCGAUAAGGAAAAAGCUGAUAAUGUGUACAAGGGAAUCGACCCAUUGCAAGCGCAGGAUAUUGCUGAAUUGAUCACAUUUACCGCGUCGCGUCCUGCUCGCGUCAAUAUUGCUGAUAUGCUCGUGUUCCCAAUUUGUCAAGCUGACUCCAAGACUGUAAGCCGCAAGCUCUAGAAUAAACGAUUCAUGUUUGUAGAAUAUAAGACAAAUAAAAUUAUUUAAGGGCAUACAAAGCGAUGUAUCCUACCG
This is a messenger RNA of Radiomyces spectabilis, 927 nucleotides long. RefSeq lists its product as uncharacterized. Gene Ontology annotation, molecular function: oxidoreductase activity. The record is from RefSeq and is a predicted model, not a curated record. The coding region runs from base 76 to 852 and encodes 258 amino acids. NCBI's taxonomy places the organism in Eukaryota, Fungi, Mucoromycota, Mucoromycetes, Mucorales, Radiomycetaceae. Gene Ontology annotation, cellular component: cytosol. The transcript has 6 exons.